CGUUAAUUGUCAACCAGCUAGCUAUCCUAAUGGUUCCUAAAAUGAGACGCACAUAGGGAUUGAAGUCCCAGAAGGUAUGCGGAGUCUUCGGCUGUGAUUGGGGGAAAGGGGGAGAAGAGGAAACGGAAAGAAGUAAAAAAUAAGCCGAGCUUGUUCUUUUGAAAUUAAAUUUUUUGACUUCACUGGGUAAGAAACUGAUGCUGAAUUAGCUAGCCAGUUAGCUAGCUAGCUGCUGCUUUCCCUGCUGCCGUCUCCCUGCUCCUCCUGUUCUCCUGUAGCGUGGCUUUGCUCCCCCCACAGGCCGCCAUCCUUGUCGCUUUUGUCUGCUGUGGCCUCUAAGCGAGUCCGAGGCCUCCAGUGUCGUGGCUACUCUGGUCAUGAAAAGCUGCUUUUGUCUGGGAAGGAAGGACGAAGUGCCUCGAGCAACAAACUCCCCCACCAUGCCAGAGGUAAGGGACCUCUCAGAAGCCCUGCCGGACUUGCCCAUGGACCCCAUUACCGGAGUUGGGGUGGUGGCAUCUCGGAACCGGGCACCCACCGGCUAUGACGUGGUUGCACAGACGACAGAUGGCCUGGAUGCAGACCUGUGGAAGGACGGCCUCUUCAAGUCCAAGGUCACUCGUUACCUCUGCUUCACCAGGGCCUUCUCCAAAGAGAACAGCCAUUUAGGAAACGUCCUGGUGGACAUGAAGCUGAUAGACAUGAAGGACACACUGCCUGUGGGGUUCAUCCCCAUCCAGGAGACAGUGGACACACAGGAGCCAGUCUUCCGGAAGAGGAGGCUCUGCAUUAAGUUCAUCCCGCGGGAUUCCACUGAGGCGGCCAUCUGCGACAUCCGCAUCCUGGGAAGGUCCAAACAGGCCCCGCCCCAGUACACCUUCAUCGGAGAGCUGAACAACAUGGGGAUCUGGUACCGGAUGGGGAAGGUCCCGCGGACUCAGGAGCCCACCCAGAACCAGAACCACACACCUCCCAUCCAGACUGUCACUUCUACCGCCACCCCUGCGCCAAACCUGCCCAGGCACAUAUCCAUGACCCUCCCCGCCAGCUUCAGAGGGAAGAACACCACCCGGCCGGACUACGAGCACCAGAACUCCAAUCUGUACGCCAUAUCAGCUAUGGAUGGAGUGCCCUUCAUGAUCUCUGAGAAGUUUGCGUGUGCAUCCAGUGAUUUGCAGCAGGUGGAUUUAAUGGGCAUUACUAUCAAAUCCCUGGCGGAGAUCGAGAAGGAAUAUGAGUACAGCUUCCGCACAGAGUACAGUGCCGCAGCCCGCCUGCCCCCCAGCCCCACCCGCACCCAGCUGAGCUCAGAGGCCUGAGGCGGACGGAGGAAGGGACCGACGGAAGAGCCACGCUGCAGAGGGAGGACAGCACAGCACUCUCUCUCCCCUCAGCCCCGCCCUUCCCUCUGUGUUCUCCCACUCGGCCUGGCCUCUCGCACCGCUGUGCACGCUUCCAUUACCGGAUUUAACACGAACACAAACUCUUCAUUCUAACCCUCCUUUCCAGCCGACGUUCAUUUCCUGUUAAUCCUUUUAUUUUUGGGAAAAGUACAAAGUCCGGUGGCUUCUUCAAGACUUAGGCGAAGCUGUAAGUGUACCUUUUCUGGCGGGAGGACGGAGAGACGGAGCCCGAGACUGCGCCCCCGAGAGGCAAGACCGAGGCAGUGCAGGUCUGCGGUCAGAGUCCUCUCAGCUGCUACAAAAGAAAGAAAAGCACUGCUCCUAAUGGCAGCCAAUUUUGUUGAACUGUGGAAGACCACUACAAAAGAGAGAGGGACCACAAGUAUGGAUUUAGACUAAUGAUUAAACUGCAUGGCACAAGGUUUGACAGAGCCAUCAGGGGCUUUCUGUCCUGGGUCAGACCUGGGCCCGCAGGUGUCUGCUGACAGUAUGUUGGGUCAGGAGAGGUCCUGGUGGUUUGCAGCUGUUCUGGGAUCAGUAAGCACAGAGUCAGACAGAACCCCUUCAGACAAGUGACACAUUUUCCUUUCAGCCCAGCAAGCCACGCUGAAAUUCCCAUAGGAGCCACUGAAACCCAACCCCCCCUUUGUAAAUGGGGUUAGCGAUGUGUCAGGUAAAGGUGUAAAUGUGUUUUGCGAUUUUGGG
This is a messenger RNA of Megalops cyprinoides (Indo-Pacific tarpon), 2108 nucleotides long. It is a transcript of the gene mvb12ba, whose product is annotated as multivesicular body subunit 12Ba. The transcript has 10 exons. Gene Ontology annotation, biological process: virus maturation; viral budding; regulation of epidermal growth factor receptor signaling pathway. Gene Ontology annotation, cellular component: late endosome; ESCRT I complex. The record is from RefSeq and is a predicted model, not a curated record. The coding region runs from base 378 to 1319 and encodes 313 amino acids. NCBI's taxonomy places the organism in Eukaryota, Metazoa, Chordata, Actinopteri, Elopiformes, Megalopidae.